Notodromas monacha is the source of this 1601-nucleotide messenger RNA. Lineage: Eukaryota; Metazoa; Arthropoda; Ostracoda; Podocopida; Cyprididae. The record is from the annotation of a GenBank genome assembly.
GCAUUCAUCUGUUGUGUGAUCAUAGCUUGUGAAUGUUUUUUUUUCUUUCUUUCUUUUAAUAAGUUAUUGAAUUUUUUUUCUAGGUGUGAAAGACGUGUGAGUUUGGGAUCAAGUGUGGACAAGUGUAGAUGUUGCUGCGAGUCACGAGCAGGCUUUUUCUCUUUUGUGUUGAAUUUUCUGCAGUUUCUUCAAGUUUUCCUCAUUGCGUUUACGUUGUAAGAUUAAUGAUUUUUUUGGUUUAUCGACAGAUUUCCUUCUUUAAAGUCGGACAAAAUUCCCCGGAGAUGCCUUGAAGAAAGAACAGAACAAAACAAACCAUUGAAUGUGACGUGUCCGCGAAUAUAUUCGCGGUGUCGUUUUAUUCUCGAGACAUGAAAGGUUUCGCCGUGAAAGCAUCUUGCCUGGUCGUCCUGACGUUGGUGACGACAGUGACCGUUGUUUUGCUUCGGUAUUCUCGGAAUGUGCCGACCGAGAAUCGCUACAUUAGCUCUACGGCGAUCGUGUUUUCUGAAAUUCUGAAAGUUAUCGUCUGCCUGCUUGCCCUUUUUUAUAUGUCUGGUUUCCACUUGUGCGAGACUGUGAGAAUUUUUUACACGGAUGUGCUGACCAAUUGGGAGGAGACGAGCAAGCUGUUGUUGCCGAGUGCGUUGUACACUGCACAGAACAACCUGUUGUUUAUCGCCUUGUCGCAUUUGAAUGCGGCUACGUACCAAAGGUUCAAAAUCCUAACCACGGCGCUCUUCUCUGUACUGCUCUUGGACAAGAAACUCGGACCAUGGCAAUGGUGCUCUCUAGUUGUGCUCAUGAUCGGGGUUACUUUAGUGCAAUUGGAUCCCGAGGAUCUAAAGCAAGAAGCCGUCAACUCAACAAGCUCCACUGUUGUCGGCUUAGUGUGUGUGGUGAUUGCGAGUCUUUCCAGCGGAUUGGCGGGAGUUUAUUUCGAGCGAUUGAUCAAAAUGGGCAAUAAUACCAAGGCUGUUCCGCCGGGCCUUACGAUACGAAACCUUCAGAUGGGCAUCACUUCUGUUCUGUUUGGAGUGCUGGCGUCUUUUUACAAUGACUCGGAUGAGAUUUUGAAGCGCGGGGUUUUUGCUGGGUAUAAUCACCUCACUUGGUGUGUUAUUUUGCUUCAGCCCAGCUUUUCCCUCAGAAUUCUGGAAAUCAAUGUGGCAGCCCUCGGUGGUUUGAUUGUGGCAAUCACCAUCAAGUACACCGACAACAUCCUCAAGGGCUUCGCCACUUCCUUCUCCAUCAUCUUGUCGGCCGUGUGCUCGUACGCCUUCCUAGGGGAUUUGUCGCUUUCUAGCUUUUUCUUGACCGGUGCCUCGCUGGUCAUUGCUGCCACGUUUUUGUACGGUAUUCGUGCCCCGGCUCCGCUCAAGCAAGAGCCUCAAAAGUCGUUGAGACGUUUUGUUGUUGGAACUGUGGCACUUCCAUGCGGGAACGUGAUGUUCUUGAUGUCGAAUAUGUUCGAGACAUAUUUUCAUGAUGAUGAUGAUGAUAAUGUUCAGUCUACGGUUGUGCGACUAAGAUUACCUUUGGCUUCUCGGCACAGGUCGAUUGAGGGCGAAAAACGGAAGCUGAUCAAGGUGGCAUAUUGA